UUUUAUUUUAUUUUUUUAAUUAUUUUUUUUUAUAAUUUUUUAGUUAUGGCAAGCAAUAACGGCAUAAGUAGUUUAAUUUCUGCAUUUUUUGUUUUUGUUUGUAUUGGUAUUGGACAAUUAUUCAAACAAUUUUUGGCUAAUUCGCGUCAAGGAAAUUUGUGUGCUGGAGUUUUGGGUGCUUUUAUAUUUUGUUUUACAUUGACAACAAUUAGUAAUAUGAAAAUGGCCCAAUUUGGAAUCAAUUCAAAAUCCGGACUUUUUGAUUGCUUCAUUUCCUUAAUUAUAUCAAUUAUAGCUUCAGCAUUAAUACACAGAAUUGCAAUAACUUUAACAAUUUUGUUUUCUGGCGUUUUUCUUUUUUUCUUGGUUGGAAUUUCACACAAAUAUUACGAUUUGAAUGCUUCAGUUAAUGUUGGUGGAGGUGGUGGAGGGAGUGAAAAAAGAGGCAAAAAACAUUGA
Molecule: messenger RNA, 459 nt
Organism: Meloidogyne enterolobii
Lineage: Eukaryota; Metazoa; Nematoda; Chromadorea; Rhabditida; Meloidogynidae
Source: the annotation of a GenBank genome assembly